Chrysochloris asiatica (Cape golden mole) is the source of this 1425-nucleotide messenger RNA. It is a transcript of the gene KRT15, whose product is annotated as keratin 15. The transcript has 8 exons. Gene Ontology annotation, molecular function: structural molecule activity. Bases 31 to 1425 code for a protein of 464 amino acids. The record is from RefSeq and is a predicted model, not a curated record. NCBI's taxonomy places the organism in Eukaryota, Metazoa, Chordata, Mammalia, Afrosoricida, Chrysochloridae.
GCUGAGACCUUCCCCGCACCGCUGCCUGGCAUGACCACCACGUUUCUGCAGCCCUCGUCCUCCACCUUUGGGGGUGGUGGCUCUACCCGGGGAGUUUCCUUCCAAGCUGGGGGAGGUGGCUUUGGUGGGGCGAGUCUGUGCGGGGGAGGUGGAGGUCGUAGCAUCUCGGCUUCUUCCACUAGGUUUGUGUCCUCGGGGUUGGGAGGGGGCUAUGGGGGUGGCAUGAGCUGUGGCUUUGGUGCAGGUGCAGGUGGUUUUGGUGGAGGCAUUGGAGGUGGCCUUGGAAGUGGCAUUGGUGGGGGUUUCAGUGGUGGCUUUGGUGGUUUUGGUGCCAUUGGUGGCGAUGGCGGUCUCCUCUCUGGCAAUGAGAAGAUCACCAUGCAGAACCUCAACGACCGCCUGGCCUCCUACCUGGACAAGGUGCGUGCCCUGGAGGAGGCCAAUGGUGAGCUGGAGGUGAAGAUCCGUGACUGGUACCAGAAGCAGAGUCCUACCACCCCAGAGCGCGACUAUAGCCACUACUUCAAGAUUAUUGAAGAACUCCGUGACAAGAUCCUGGCAGCCACCAUCGACAACUCCCGUGUCAUCCUGGAGAUUGACAAUGCCAGGCUGGCAGCGGAUGACUUCAGACUCAAGUAUGAGAACGAGCUGGCCCUGCGUCAGAGCGUGGAGGCCGACAUCAAUGGCCUGCGCAGGGUGCUGGACGAGCUGACCCUGGCCAGGACUGACCUGGAGAUGCAGAUUGAGAGCCUGAACGAGGAGCUGGCCUUCCUGAAGAAGAACCAUGAGGAGGAGAUGAAGGAGUUUGGCAGUCAGCUGGCGGGACAGGUCAAUGUGGAGAUGGAUGCAGCACCAGGCGUGGACUUAACCCGCGUGUUGGCUGAGAUGCGGGAGCAGUACGAAGCUAUGGCAGAGAAGAACCGCCGGGAUGCUGAGGCCUGGUUCUUCAGCAAGACUGAGGAACUCAACAAAGAGGUGGCCUCCAACACGGAAAUGAUCCAGACCAGCAAGACGGAGAUCACAGACCUGCGACGCACACUCCAGGGGCUGGAGAUUGAGCUGCAGUCCCAGCUCAGCAUGAAAGCCGGUCUGGAGAGCUCCCUGGCAGAGACUGAGUGCCGCUACGCCACGCAGCUACAGCAGAUCCAGGGAAUCAUCGGCAGCCUGGAGACCCAACUGAGUGAGCUCCGGUGUGAGAUGGAGGCUCAGAACCAGGAGUACAAGAUGCUGCUGGACAUCAAGACGCGGCUGGAGCAGGAGAUCGCCACCUACCGCAGCCUGAUUGAGGGCCAGGAUGCCAAGAUGGCUGGCAUUGGCACCAGGGAAGCUUCCCUGGGAGGUGGUGGCGGCGUCAGCAAAGUCCGCAUCAAUGUGGAGGAGUCAGUGGACGGGAAUAUAGUGUCUUCCCGGAAGAGAGAGAUCUAA